GCUGAAGGCACAAGCCGUUCUGCGAGCCACUAAUCUGUGACGAUCUUAUGGCAAUGUGUGCUUUGAAAUUUUUUCAGACACUUUGAAAGUGCCGGGAGUUACUGAACAUCUCGGGAUUUGUGGCACCUAGCUGCCCGCAAAAUGGCUUGUGGGCAGGGAUCUAUGCAAGCAAACCCGGAUUUUCUAUUUCAUCCUGUACGCACCAUAAACGUUACGGCUGGAGGCGAAUCUGUCUGUGCUGAUUCCGUGAACCUGGUCGCAGCGUCGUCGAGGUUUGGACUGAUCUUUGCAGCAUUUGAUCAGGGUGUGAAGAUCUGCACCCUUGAAGAUAUUCUAAACUGCGAUGCGGAGGAGGGGCCAGACAGCAAAGGACCAGCUGACAAUUGCCCCUUUCGUGUGCUGCCGACGACAGGGCCUGUCCUUUUGGUGGCACUUAGUGCAGAUGACACUACGCUAGCGGUUGGAUUGUUGCGGGAUGGCAUUCCUGUUGCCGACAUGUAUGAUGUUCGAGGCUUUGCUGGCCAGGCGCUGGAGACAAGACCUAUCGCAACGGUACGGCUCAGUGCACAGCCGGGCGUGAUCCUGCAGGACUUUGCAUGGAACCCAGCGGUGUGUGAAAUGUUUGCUGUCUGCCUCGGUAGUGGCUCAGUUUCCAUCUAUGAGCUUUCUGGAGAAUCUCUAAAAAUUCUCGGCACACUUCCACCCUCUACAGGAGGCACCGCUUUGUGCUGGAGCCCCAAAGGAAAGCAGCUCGUGGUGGGCAAGAAGGAUGGCAGCCUGACCCAGUAUAAGCCAAACAUGCAAGAGGCCAAGAACAUUCCACCUCCUAUGGUCUCUGAGAACAGCGUCUUAGUUCUAAGCGUGUGUUGGUUGGCCCCUACUGUCUUUGCUGUUGUUUAUGGUCCGGCAACCCGCACAACAGAUUCCCAGGCAAACCUUGUGAUUGUUGCAUUCACGAAAACAUCUCCAGUUGUCUACACUGAUUUUGGAGAACCAUGCCUGCAGACGGGGGAGCACCCAAAGGAACGCUUUUGGCUUUACCAUCAGCCAGAUUGGGGCAUCCUCAUGUGCAUGUCCAGAAACUCUAUUGAAACUGCAGUUUUUGGCUGCAAAUCUGCUGACAAGAUGCAGUGGGAAAUGUGGGAGUUGGACAGCCACGGGAGAGCUGAGGUGCCUCUGAAGAAUAAGGAUGAGACAUUUCCACUGGGAAUGGCAGUCUCGUACAACGCCCAGCGCAACAUCAUUGGCAAGACUGAGUCGUGGGCCCCAAUGCCUAUUCUCCUGGUGCUGUCAACUUGCGGAGGCCUCUCCUCAUUCCACAUGAAGAACUUGGCUGCUGAAGCACCUUCUCUCGUGCGACCCCCUGAGCCUCUUCUGCCAAGUGGCCAGCGCAGGCCUAUGGCCAACCCUCCGCAGCCACCAAUGCAACAGGCACCGCAACUGGUGUCGCCGACCACAUCAACUGGCUUCUUGCCUGUUGGUCAUGCUGCUGCCUCUCCAGCAACAGCUUCAGCUUCACCUGGCAGUCGUAUCAGGAAACCAUCAGUGGGAUCUAGUGCUGCUCCUCAGCUUCCAACCACAGGAGCUGCAGGUUUCCCUCCUUUCACCAGCCAGCCUUUCUCUACUGGUACUUCAUUUGUGCCUGUAGCGACAUCUACAGCAGUUGCUGCUGCCUCUGGCAACGCUGCUGCGCCUCCAUCGCUGUUCUCAUCAGGACAAGCCUCAUCUGCGACAGCUUUUUCAUUUGGCUCAAGUGGUGGAAGCGUCUUUUCAUUUGGUGCCAGUGGAGGUGGGAACGCUUUCUCCUUUGCUCAAGCUGCUGCACCCACAGUGUCAAAGUCCACACCAUCUUUGGCUACAUCCACAACUCCAAGCCAAGGACUAUUUUCCAUGUCUGUGCCCUCGUUUUCAAGUGCAGCGACGAUUGCUACGCCACCAGCCUUGGUCUCCAUGCCGUCAGCAGCAUUUUCAGUACCAAGUCCAGCUCGUAUCACUACACCAGUUGCUACCCCCUUUAGUGUUCCUAGCACAUCCAGCUCAUCAGGCUUCCUUUUCAAGCCAGCACCAAAAGCCGAUACAGAAGCUACGGUCUCCCCAGUUUCCUCUGCUCCAGUGCCAAUAGCUGCUCAACCUGUGUCAACAGUCGCACAGACUACUUCAGCACAGGAAGCAAAAGCUCCUUCAUUGCAUCUGAAGACCUCUGCUCCUACAGCAGUAGCAGCUGCUGAAAAGCCUUACAAAUUGGAGCCAUCUAAGGAUGCUAUCAUUGCAGCCAUGCAUGAUGAGAUAAAAGAGUUUGGAAAGGAAGUGAAGGCUUUGAAAGAAAAAUCGCUGAGCACAGUCAUUGAGUCUGCUGGCAGUGAUUCCAGCUUGAUGGAAAUGAAGAAGCUAGGCAUCACCUUGGAGAGCACUGCCGAGUGUUUGAAGAGUGACAUGGAGAAGACUCAUGCAGAUGUGCAUGCCCUACGGAGCCUCGUGUUUGAGACCUUUUCACUGAUGGAAGAGGCUCGUACAAGGUGCUUGCGAAACCGUGACCCUCAGUUUGAGGGACUUCUUCAUGAUCGAGGCCUGGACCCUGUCUCAGCCAGCCGAUUGUCGGAGGCGCGGCGCCUGCAACACUAUGUUGAGGAACAGCUGCAGGAAGUACAUGCACGCCUUGAUCUAGAUUGGAAGGAGCAGAUUGCCCAGCGCUACAACAUGCAAGGUACAGCUGAGCUUUCAUCAGCUGAGGCUAUCUAUCGAGCCUUGCGCGACUGCCGCAACACUGCUGAUCUGCUCUGCAAAACUGUGAACUCAUUGGAAACACGAGCAAAAAAGUUGCGGGUCAACAGCAAGCAGAUCAAGUUGUCACCAAGGCCUUAUUGGAAUGAUACCAGUGACAUGGUCAGGGAAGAGGAAAUAGCUGCAUUGGCAGACUGCCUUUUGUCAACCAGCCUUUCACUCCCUUCUGGCAAGGCUGAUGGGAUGAAACACACUAAGCCACGCAGGGUUUCCCUCAGUGCUGAGAAGAAGUCCGCUCUGGCUGAUUAUUUUGGUCACAGAGAGGUGACGAUGAUAGAGCCUCGAGUGAUUGACAAGCAGUCAGAGUCAAGGCUGCUUUCCAAGUUAGCAUUGGUUCUGGAAGAGUCUUUUGCAAAGGAUCAAGCACACAAAGCGCAGGCUAAGCAGCAGGCAGCCCAGCCUUCCAUAACAAAGCCAGCUGAAGGUCAGCAGCACGGGUCAAUCUUGACAUCAACUCCUCCAAGGUCUAACAUGCCAUCAGACACUAAGGAUGGCAUCUUGACACCAAGACCAUUUGGACUGUCUGAAGGGGGUUCACUGUCAUUUCUUACGUCAACACCUCUCACGCGCCCAGAAGCAGCAGCAUCAAGUGGUGGUUCAUCUGGUGCUCCAUCGGCGCGGUCCAUGCCCACAGAGCCACCUCGAUUGCCUCUGACAAAGGUGAUCGAGGUAUCAGUACAAGGCAGCAACAGUGGUCCAGACCAGAAGGGCUCGGCAGCACUUCCCACCGUGCUUCCUAGUGAGCUCACUAUUAGCCCACUGACCAUGGCACCACCAGAAAUAUCAUCCGCAGCUGUUACGAAUGUGGUGACAAAGCCACUCCCAACCCGCUCAGAGGCCAUUGUCACCUCCAAGGAGACUGGUUCACCAUCUCCUUUCACGGCACCUAUGACGCAGCCCGAGUUCAAGUUCAAGUAUGCCGGGCAAGGUUCCUCAGGUGCGACAACACUUGCUUCAGCAUUCUCUCUUGGGCCUACUAGCGCCACACCUGUCAGCUCCGGUGCUCCAGCCCAGGCUCCCAUCUUCAGCUGUGCCAAGCCCAGUGUGACAGCAUCAGCAGCAUCAACUGGCUUCAAGUUUGGUGACCCACCUGCAUCCAAGCCUGGUUUUGUGGCUGUCAAGCCAUCUAUGGGGCCAUCUUUCGUGCCUCUUUCGCAGGCAUCUUCACUGCAAUCUGGAGCUGUCAUUGAGAGGAAAGCGGAUGCUUCAAGCGUUGCAAAAGGAGAUGCAGAGCCACUUUAUGAAGAUGUGACACCUCCAAGGUCCCCCACACCAGAACAAGAAAGCAAAGCAGCUGUUUCUACCACAAAGGACAUUCCCAUCUCCACUGCGGUGUCCUCAUUCCCAGCUGCAGUGCCAGCACCAGUGCCAGCAGCAACACCAGUGCCAGCAGCAACACCGGCGCCAGCACAAGCACAACCCUUUCCCUUCAUGAAAAGCGCAACUGCAGCGUCCCCAUUCUCGGGCUUUGGUGCAACCAGCUCUGGACCCCUUUUCAAGCAAGGCUUUGACCAGCAGAGCACAACACCCGGGAGGUCACUGUUUGGCAAUGUGUCAUCAGUGUCAUCUGCUGCAGCAGCCUUCAACUUUACCCUGUCAUCUACCAAGGACAAGCCUGCCAGCACACCUCCAACUGGCAGUGUCUUUGCGCCACUUCAAGCCAAGGCUCCUGGCUCUGAGGACAUGCGCUCCCCAUCUGGUGCCGCACUACCUUCUAAAGACAAUUCCCUCAGGGAUGCCGCAAAGCCUCAACUGUCAUUUCUUCCAUUUGGGCCAUCUAUUCUAAAGCAGUCCGCAGCCAGCAGCACUGCAGUCUCUGGGACACAGGUGACUGUCUCCACGUCACCAUUCCAGCCAGUCUCGUCUGUAGCAAGUCAGCCAGAAAGUCUCAACCUCACAGCUGCUGCUACAUAUCCUGCUCAUGCACCGGAAGCGCAGCCACUUCUUCCAAAGGCAGCCUCCAGUGAAUCAAGUCAGACACAUGCUGUUUCCACGACAGCUGCUGCUUCUGUGCCAGAAUCGCCAAGCAUUGCAUCUCCUGCUCCACUUGUGUCUCCUUCCAGCCAGGCAUCAUCACUGCCAGGCACAGUGCAAAGUGUGCACGCUGUUGCUGCAGCAGCUCAGGUUGUUCCUACAACACAAAGCCCACCGCAAUCCCCACCUGUAGCUACUGAGCCAGGAGCAGCAGCGCCUAUGACUAGUGGAGCUGUGCUUGGCCAAGGGUCUUCAUCAGUGCUCACAGUGGCACCUAUGGCAAAAACAACUGGCACCACAGUUUUCGUCCAACCAGCAAUGUCUACAGCUCCAACAUCAUUCAUAAGUCCAGUUUUCGGCAGCCAGGCCUCUACAACUUCAAGCCAGUCUGCCUUGCAGACGGGAACAACUGCAAUUACCGCUCCUGCAUUUGGUCAGGCUCCCACAACAACCACAGCAUCUUCACCUGCCCCUGCGCCACAUGCUUUUAGCAUGCCACAGGUGACAGUGGCAUCAUCGACUGCUCCUCUGUCUUUUGCAGCACAGCAAACCGCUGUCACUACCACAUCAGUGCCAUUAACAUUUGGCCAGGCAGCUGCAACCACAACAGCAGCAGUGUCAGCGCCAUCAUUGUUUGGACAGUCAACUGGUGGUGCUGCUGGUGGUGCAAACGUGUCAAUAUUUGGUGCCACGAUGACGUCAGCUACAUCUGCAACUAGCACACCGUCGAUGUUUGGUGGAACAACAUUCACCUCCUCUACAACAACAGCUACUACUGCACCAUUCUGGAAGCCAGUGGCAUCUGCUGCUCCCAUGUUUCCACAAUCUGCUGCUACAGGGCAAUCAGUCUUUGGACAGGCACCGACAACAGCAGCCUCUCCUUUUGGCCAACAAGUGGGUGCACCACCAACUUUUGGCCAAACAGGGGGAUUUGGCUUUGGCCAGACAGGAGCUGCAUCAACUGCUGCAAGUACUUCUCCAUUUGGCCAAAUGGUCCCAACAACUGCUGCUGGAGGCACAAGCACCUCUUUGUUUGGGCAGAAGUCUUCCUUCAGCUCAGGUUCUGGACAGGCACCAUCCCUCUUUGGUCAGAGCCUCUUUGGCCAGUCCAGCACUCCCACAUUUGGCCAGCCACAGGCUGCGAGUGCCUUUGGCCAGCAGUCGCAAGAACAACAGCAAGGAAGUGCCGCCACUCUGUUUGGCGGAGGUGGAUCUGGUUUUCUCUCAGGCCUUGGAGGAAAGCCAGCCCCAGAUGCGUCAAACAAGAACGUGUUUGGUGGCUCAUCAUCCUUCAAUUCUGCUGGGCAGACCACAAAUCUCUUUGGCAACCAGGGAGCAACCUCCUUUAAGUCUGCCUUUGGAAGCACUGUGGGCAGUGGCGCCUUCUCUGGAAGUGGCAGUUUUAGCAUGGGCGGUGGCAGUGUGGCACAAUCUGGCUUUGGAGCUUUCCAGCAACAGCAGCAGCAACAACAACAGCAGCAGCAGCAGCAACCGCAGACACCCCCCAAGCCAGCCUUUGGAGGCCCAGCAGCAUUUGGGGGCAGCCCCACUUUUGGUGGACCUCCCCAGUUUGGUGGAUCGCCUACAUUUGGUAGCAGCCCAUCAUUUGGUGCUGCAGCCACAUUCGGCACUGCUGCUCCCCAGCAGGCUCCUCAGACACAGCAGUCAAGUUUCAUGAUGUUCAGCAAUGUAGAAGGCCCAACUUUCGGAGGCUUAGCUGCACAGACCAGCCCUCAGCAGCCAGCAGUGGGCUUUGGAGGAGGAUUUGGCUCCCCAGGCUUUGGAGGUUCUUCUCCUGGCUUUGGAAAUCAGAGUGGCCAACCCUCCUACCGCCAGUGAAGCCAACUGUUCCUACUUGUUCCAUGUCGUGUCACAGCAACCUCUCAACACCCUUCGCCGUAUGCUUGUCGAUUUGCGCUUCAGGAGCAAGAAGCAGAGACACUAUGUACAGACUACUUCUAACAAUAAA
Dermacentor silvarum is the source of this 6724-nucleotide messenger RNA. RefSeq names its product nuclear pore complex protein Nup214-like (gene Nup214). Gene Ontology annotation, biological process: RNA export from nucleus; protein import into nucleus. The record is from RefSeq and is a predicted model, not a curated record. The transcript has 34 exons. Gene Ontology annotation, cellular component: nuclear pore. NCBI's taxonomy places the organism in Eukaryota, Metazoa, Arthropoda, Arachnida, Ixodida, Ixodidae. Gene Ontology annotation, molecular function: protein binding; structural constituent of nuclear pore. The coding region runs from base 142 to 6594 and encodes 2150 amino acids.